CACUUAUUGCUAUUAUUACAGGCCUCUGUGGCUCUCUCCUCGUCAGGUGAUGGUCGUGCCCGUCAACACGUCCUUUGAGGAUUACGCAAAGAAAGUGUGUAAGCAGUUUACAGAAGCUGGCUUCAUGGCGGAUGCUGACCUCGACUCCGGCUGUCUGCUGAACAAGAAGAUCCGUAACGCUCAGCUGGCCCAGUAUAACUUCAUUCUAGUGGUCGGGGAGAAGGAGAAGAUGACUAACGGCGUCAACGUGCGCACACGAGACAGCAAAGUCCACGGAGAGCUGUCGGUGUCCGAGGUGCUGGCCCGCCUGACCCUGCUCAAACAGAGCCGCUGUGCAAACGCCGAGGAGGAGUUCUGAUCCACACACACACACACACACACACACACACACACACACACACACACACACACACACACACACACACACACACACACACACACACACACACACACACACUCAUACCUCCACUACAGUUAUUAGUGGAGAGGGGCAUGGGAUGGCACAUGUGAAAAUGGUACAGAGAAAGUGUAAUCAGACAGGAAAUGAUUUUCUGUGAGCAAAUGUGAUGAAAAGGGAUUCAAACUACAUUGAAUUGCCCAUUAACCAUGUGUGAAGGGUAGAAAAGGACACGUUUGUGUACGAUGUGUUGGUAUUAUACUAUGUGGAAGUCUAUUCCUGAAGGGAAGUUGCUCGAUAAUUUAACAAAACAAUGUGAAGAUUGUUAUAAUGAAGAAUCUGUGAAUUUGGCACUAAUUUUCCACAAAGGUCUUUCUCUGCAGGGAAAUAAAAUAAAAU
Molecule: messenger RNA, 796 nt
Organism: Notothenia coriiceps (black rockcod)
Lineage: Eukaryota; Metazoa; Chordata; Actinopteri; Perciformes; Nototheniidae
Product: threonine--tRNA ligase, cytoplasmic-like
Exons: 3
Coding region: 50-358 (102 amino acids)
Biological process (GO): threonyl-tRNA aminoacylation
Cellular component (GO): mitochondrion
Molecular function (GO): threonine-tRNA ligase activity
Source: RefSeq, a predicted model, not a curated record